AUGGCCCUUCCUGCGACCCGCUCUUUCGCCCCCCGAGCCCUCGCCCGCCCAGCGCUCGCCCACAGCCCCCUCCCCUCGUCCUCCUCUCGCUGCUCCCUCCUCUCUCCACCUACUCGAGGCAUCUCCACGGUCCCGUCUGCGGAAGAAAACCCUCGCUCGGCCCUCGCCGUCCCAUUAAAAGACAUCAAAUUCCUCUCUUUCCCCCCGGUCACCCCCCACGCCCCAACCCACCACGUUCACGUGGCCACCCUCCACCUCCAAUCCCACCAUCCCUACAACCUCGACCUCCUGUCGCAGUUUGCCGUCCACUCGGCCCAUUCGCUCCAAAUCCCCACCUCUUUGCCAGCAUUCUUGCCGAAAAAGAAGGAGCUGCAUACAGUGCUGAAGAGUCCCUUUGUGAAGAAGAAGGCGCAGGAGAAUUUCGAGAGGUGGACGCACAAGAGGGCUAUCAAAGUCUAUGACGCGGAGAAGGAGGCGGUGGAUCUGUGGCUGAGGUACUUGAGACAGAACGGACUGCCGGGUGUGGGCAUGAAGGCGUAUAUCCACGAAUACGUGGAUUACGGGUUUGGGGAGCAGUUGGAAGAUGUCAACGAGGUAGAGAUGGAGGUGCAAGACAAGAGAAUUGCCGAGGCAGCGGACGAGCUCGUCAAGAGCUUGACUGAAGGAGAAGAGGUGAAGGGCGUGGAUCAAGGGAGCGAGGGCGUGAAAAAGAUUGUAGAUGCGGCCAAAGAGGAUAAAUCAGCCGAGAAACUCAAGGGGGAGGCCAAGGAGUCUUCAUAG
Molecule: messenger RNA, 780 nt
Organism: Cryptococcus amylolentus CBS 6039
Lineage: Eukaryota; Fungi; Basidiomycota; Tremellomycetes; Tremellales; Cryptococcaceae
Exons: 2
Coding region: 1-780 (259 amino acids)
Biological process (GO): translation
Cellular component (GO): ribosome; small ribosomal subunit; mitochondrion
Molecular function (GO): structural constituent of ribosome
Source: RefSeq, a predicted model, not a curated record